Molecule: messenger RNA, 1794 nt
Organism: Fonsecaea multimorphosa CBS 102226
Lineage: Eukaryota; Fungi; Ascomycota; Eurotiomycetes; Chaetothyriales; Herpotrichiellaceae
Exons: 4
Coding region: 1-1794 (597 amino acids)
Biological process (GO): transmembrane transport
Cellular component (GO): membrane
Molecular function (GO): myo-inositol:proton symporter activity
Source: RefSeq, a predicted model, not a curated record
AUGGCGAACCGCGACCACGUCUCACUCGAACAGAAGAUCCAAGAGAAGGCAAAUCACCAUGAGCAUCUCGAGGAGCCAUCUCGAAACGUGGUGCGAGGAAGUCUGCGUGCCGACAGCGUGACACGCGCCUCGUUUGACCGUCGCCACUCGAUGACUUCGAUGCCCGGCACAGGCAGUCGCCGCGACAGCAUUCGGAAGAGCUUCGACAGGGCCAACGUGGCCAUGGUCUUCCCAGACUCGACCCACGUCGAGAUAUCCGACGAUGAAAUGGGAAAGAACUCAAUCGACGACAUCUCCCCAUCCUGGUUCGUCUGGCUGGUCGCCCUGACUGCCUCGAUCGCGGGCUCGCUCUUCGGCUACGACACCGGCAUCAUCUCCGCCGUUUUGGUCUAUCUCAACAAUGACCUGGACCACCGCCCGGUCUCGUCCAACGAGAAGGAACUCAUCACAUCUCUGUGCUCGGGAGGGGCUUUCGUCGGUGCCAUCAUCGCAGGCCUGACGGCGGACAAGUUUGGUCGCAAAAUGGCAAUCUACGUUGGCUGCGCUCUCUUCACUAUUGGCGCCAUUCUGCAAGCUGCCGCGUACUCGAUUGCGCAAAUGUCGGUCGGCCGACUCGUUGUCGGAUUCGGUGUGGGCUCAGCUGCCAUGGUGGUUCCCCUUUACAUCGCCGAGAUUGCUCCCACCAAAGUCCGUGGAAGGCUGAUCGGCCUGAACAACAUGUCCAUCACCGGCGGACAGGUAGUAUCCUACGGAAUCGGAGCCGCCUUCGCUCAUGUGACUCACGGAUGGCGAUACAUGGUCGGCUUGGGUGCGGUCCCCGCCAUCAUCCUCGCGUGCCUGUUGCCCUUCUGUCCAGAAUCCCCCCGUCAACUCGUCUACCACGGCCGAAUCCCCGAAGCGGAGGCGGUCCUGGCAAAGAUCUACAAGGGAGCCACGGCCGAACAGGUGCGAGCCAAAUGCGCCCUGAUCGCCGCCGCCUGCGAGGAGGCCAAAGAACUUAACGAAGACCAAUCUCGCUGGGCCAAGAUCAAGCAACUGCACACCAAGCCGGCCUACUUCCGCGCCUUGAUCUGCGCUUGUGGACUGAUGGUCAUCUCGCAAAUGUCCGGCUUCAACGUCCUGAUGUACUACUCCUCGACGCUGUUUGACAUUGUGGGGUUCUCCAAUCCUGUGGCCGUUGGGUUGGUGGUUGCCGGCACAAACUUCGUCAUGACCUGGGUCAAUAUGAUGCUUGUCGACCCCAUUGGCCGUCGACGACUGCUGAUCGCCACCGUCUGGGGCAUGAGCGCCGGUCUGGUGGCCGUCGCCAUCGCAUUCAGUUUUAUUCCUAUUGAUACCAAGACCUUGGCCAUUGAGACGACAAAGGUCACCACGCCGGCGAUCGUGGUACUCGUUUUUAUCAUUUGGUUCGUCUUCUUUUACGGUGUCAGUGUUGGCAACACCGCAUGGAUGUCGACCGACUUUUUCCCCAUGGAAGUGCGCGCCAUGGGCACCAUGUGGCUCACGUGCUCGUGCUGGGGGUCCAACAUCAUCGUCUCCUCGACAUUCCUGUCCAUGAUGAAGGGCCUCAGCCCGACGGGCGCGUUCGGCUUUUAUGCAGGAAUCUGCGGCGUGGGUUGGAUCCUGAUCAUCCUUUUUUACCCGGAAGUGUCGGGCCUGACGCUGGAGGAGAUUGGUGAGGUGUUUGAACACGGGUUUGGGGUGAGGUAUGCGAGUCAGUUGAGGAAGGAGAGGAAGGCCGAGAUCAAGCAGAGGAUCAAGGAGCGUGGGAGGACUAUUGCCGUUGGACACUAA